This is a messenger RNA of Trichoderma harzianum CBS 226.95, 393 nucleotides long. RefSeq lists its product as hypothetical. The transcript is spliced from 2 exons. Lineage: Eukaryota; Fungi; Ascomycota; Sordariomycetes; Hypocreales; Hypocreaceae. Bases 1 to 393 code for a protein of 130 amino acids. Gene Ontology annotation, molecular function: oxidoreductase activity. The record is from RefSeq and is a predicted model, not a curated record.
AUGGCGGGCACAUUUCGACACGUAAAAGCUACGUUUUUAGUCACCAAGAAGGAGGGACUCAGUGACGAAGAGUUUCGGAAGCAUUACACCGACGUCCACGCUCCUAUGGCCAUCGAAGUCUGCAAGCGACACGGCGCUCUCGACUACUCCGUUGCGGAGAAGGCGACCGCUCGAGCUGCUUUCGGGGAGAAUGCCACCUUCAUCAGCUGCGAUGCCGUCACGACGUUCAUCUUUCCCGACAUGAAAUCGCUCGUUGAAUCGUUUGCGGACCCAGAAUAUGCGGCGAAGCUGGCUCCCGACGAGAGCACGUUCACUGAUAGGUCAAAAUCGCAAUUCGCUGUAAGCAACGAAUUUGUGGUGUUGGCCAACGGACGGGAUUCAGUGCCGAGUUGA